AUGAAUAUUCCUUUUGCCGAUGCUUUGGAGCAAAUGCCGAGUUAUGCAAAAUUCAUGAAGGACUUUAUAUCAAAGAAGAGGAAAUUGGGCGAAUAUGAGAUAGUUAAAUUAUCUGAAGAAUGCAGUGCUAUUUUGCAGAGGAAGCUACCACCUAAUCUAAAGGAUCCAGGGAGUUUUACUAUACCUUGCACUAUUGGAACCACUUACUUUGAAAAAGCUUUAUGUGAUUUAGGAUCCAGUGUUAAUCUAAUGCCUUCUUUUGUUGCUAAACAUAUUGGGUUGGGUGUAAUUAACCCAACCAUUGUUUCUCUGCAAAUGGCGAACAGGUUCAUAACAUAUCCCAGAGGCAUAAUUGAAGAUGUGUUAGUCAAAGUUGAUAAGCUCAUUUUUCUAGCAGAUUUUCUGAUUUUAGACAUGGAAGAAGAUGCCGAAACCCUUAUUAUUUUAGGCCGCCCCUUUCUAAAACCGGGAGGACAUUAA
This is a messenger RNA of Prunus mume (Japanese apricot), 480 nucleotides long. The record is from RefSeq and is a predicted model, not a curated record. Lineage: Eukaryota; Viridiplantae; Streptophyta; Magnoliopsida; Rosales; Rosaceae.